AUGGCUCGCACGAAACGUGCCAAGGUGGUCUCGCUCACAAAGACCAAGGCGAAAACACGCGAAAACAAAGAAAACUUUGUCGAAAAUGUGCGCGAGGCCGCGAACCAAUACGCAUAUAUAUGGAUAUUCGCUGUUAGCAACAUGCGCAAUGCGUACCUGGGAGAAGUACGUCGUCUCUGGACUGGCUCGAAGAUUUUCUUCGGAAAGCUGCGCGUGAUUGCCAAGGCACUCGGAGAGACGACAGAAGAAGAAAUUCGCCCUGGUCUGGGACAGGUCUCUCAACGACUACGUGGAAAUGUCGGUCUCCUCAUGACUGACUCACCGCCAGCCGAAGUCUUGGACUGGUGCAAUGACUACCGUCGGAUUGAAUUUGCGCGCAUGGGAAAUCGCGCCACAGAGACCAUCAUUUUACCCCCAGGUCCCAUUUACUGCCGAAGCAACCCGCCAGAGACGCUUCCGCACAAUCUCGAGCCACAACUUCGUGCUCUCGGUAUGCCCACACAGCUUAAGCGUGGUGAACCAACCCUCUUGGAGGAAUUCACCGUGUGUAGGAAGGGAGAGAAGCUUAGCGCCGAGAAGGCUCAGAUCCUUAAGCAUCUGUUUGUGCAGAUGGCCCAUUUCCGUCUCAUACCCCUAGCAUACUGGUCAGCUGUUGGUGUGCCUGGCCAGCAUGAUGAGGGUGCCGUCGUGGAUGUGCCGGUGUCCAACGAGGAUCGCGAGCUUAUAGAGUCCUCGCGAAGUACAACCACAAUGUCCGAUGAGCCGCGUAAGAGCGGGGGGUUGCGCAAUGAAGCCAAUGACAUGGAAGAUGCACAAGUCGAUGAUGACGACGAAGAUGAUGACGAAGACAUGCAUGACGAAAUGGAUGACAUCGAAGAGCGUGACAAGGCGAUGAUGCUUCCAGAGGGUAUGAAACUAUAG
Malassezia globosa CBS 7966 is the source of this 921-nucleotide messenger RNA. RefSeq lists its product as uncharacterized. The record is from RefSeq and is a predicted model, not a curated record. Gene Ontology annotation, biological process: nuclear-transcribed mRNA catabolic process; ribosomal large subunit biogenesis; ribosomal large subunit assembly. Gene Ontology annotation, cellular component: preribosome, large subunit precursor; nucleolus. Gene Ontology annotation, molecular function: RNA binding. Bases 1 to 921 code for a protein of 306 amino acids. Lineage: Eukaryota; Fungi; Basidiomycota; Malasseziomycetes; Malasseziales; Malasseziaceae. The transcript has a single exon.